AUGCUUGGUGUUAACUUGAAGAAAGCAUCGACGGCUUCAAUGAAUCUCCAAAGCCCCCACAAUGCGUUCAACAAACACCCUUCGAUAGAUAUUAGGCCCAACUCGAUGGCACCAGGCCCGCUCAAAAGACGGAGCCGGAGCUUUCCUUGCGUCACGCAUCUGGUUGACUUCGUCGUCGUCAUCCCACGGAGUAACCUGUCUUCAAAGUCAGCAAAGUCUCAGAGAUCAGUACCGAGCCUGAUCAGCGAGUUCCCACGCCGGCCCGGCACCGAGCGACUGCCGACCCCGCGGCAUCGGCGUUGGCAAAUCUCGUUAUAUACGGCCCAGGAGAUACGUGAGCUCAAGGGGGAUAGAGAUGUCCACGACAAGCAUGAACCAUUGGGGUUCGAACGCAUAAAAUGA
Messenger RNA from Colletotrichum lupini, 402 nucleotides. RefSeq lists its product as uncharacterized. The coding region runs from base 1 to 402 and encodes 133 amino acids. Lineage: Eukaryota; Fungi; Ascomycota; Sordariomycetes; Glomerellales; Glomerellaceae. The transcript is spliced from 4 exons. The record is from RefSeq and is a predicted model, not a curated record.